UAGUCACCAUGUUUCUGCAAAUCCUCCUCUUUUUAGCCCUUUAUUCAAUCACCAUCCACUUGUUCCACAAGUUUCAAAACCAUCCUCCAAUACCUUUUCCCAGUUUACCAUUGAUUGGCCACCUCUACCUUGUUCUCAAGAAACCUCUCCAUCGUUCCCUGGGGAAAAUCUCCAGAAAACACGGUCCAAUCCUUCUCCUCCAUUUUGGGUCUCGCCCUGUUCUCCUCGUCUCAUCCCCAUUGGCAGCCGAGGAAUGCUUCACCAAAAACGACGUUGUAUUCGCCAACCGCCCCUUACUUAUAUUUGGGAAGCAUUUGGGUUAUAACCACACCAGCCUUACCUGGGGUUCCUACGGUGAUAAGUGGCGGAACCUGAGGCGUAUUUCGUCUCUUGAACUUCUUUCAACCAACUCUCUCCAGUUGUUCUGCGUCGUGCGCCUUGAUGAGGUCCGCUUGCUUCUUCGCAAGUUGUUCAAGGAUCAACAUCGGACGGUGGACUUGAAAUGCGCAUUCUUCGAGCUGAUGCUGAACCUGAUGAUGCGGAUGCUAGCGGGAAAGAGAUAUUACGGUGACAAUAUCGCGGAAGUAGAGGAAGCGAGUAGGUUUCGUGAAAUACUGAGGGAAUCUUUUCUGUUGUCUGCUGCAUCAAAUAUGGUAGAUUUUGUACCAAUGUUGAAGUGGGUUGACAAGAGCGAGAAAAGGAUGAUCAACUUACAUAAAAAAAGAGAGACAUUUACGCAGGAAUUGAUAGAAGAACAGAGAAGGAAAAUGAAUGACGGGAAAAGUUCUUUAGCCACAGACAAGAAAAAAAACAUGAUUGAAAUUUUGUUGUCUUUGCAAGAAGAAGAGCCUGAAAACUUCAAUGAUGAAACUAUCAGAAGUCUCAUGAUGGUUUUGCUUCUUGCAGGAACUGACACUUCAGUGGGGACAAUGGAGUGGGCGAUGUCUUUCCUUUUGAAUCAUCCGGAAGUAUUGAAGAAAGCACAAACUGAAGUGGAUAAGGUGGUUGGACAUGGUAGGCUGGUGGAGGAAUCAGAUUUGGCCAAUCUUCCUUAUCUUCAUUGCAUCAUCAGCGAGACUCUGCGAAUGAAACCACCCGGUCCGUUGUUAAUGCCACACGAGUCAUCCAAAGAUUGCGUGGUCGGAGGAUAUCGUAUACCGCGUGGCACCAUGUUAUUGGUGAACACAUGGGCCAUACAUAACGAUCCUAACAAUUGGGUGGAGCCAACUAAAUUUAAGCCGGAGAGAUUUGAAGGUUUGGAUGGGUCUAAAACUGAGUUCAAGGUAAUGCCAUUUGGGUCAGGGAGGAGGGGGUGUCCUGGAGAAGGACUGGCAAUGCGCAUGGUUGGGUUGACAUUAGGGUCACUAAUACAAUGCUUUGAGUGGGAGAGAGUUAGUAAGGAGAUGGUGGAUCUGAUGGAAGCGCCUGGCCUUACCAUGCCAAAGGCUCAACCUUUGCAGGCCAAGUGUCGGCCACGCCAACACUUUCUUACUUGCCUUUCCCAAAUUUAAACCAAAUUCUCUAUUAAGUUGUGUAAUCUCCCACCUAUCUAUCGGGAUUUGGAGAGUGAACCUUUCAUGAAAUCUGUGGACAUAUUUUCCAGUAUUGUUAACAGGUUAGAUAUGCUUGUGCUUAGUUCAUACUCAUGGAUUUUUAUGAAAUUUUACUUUUUGUAUGAAACAGUUGAUAUAGUGAACUGAUGUAGCGUAUGUAUUUACAUAUAUUGGAGAUUGAUGUUUAUAAUCUUUGUCUUGCUCUUUUUAUGCUCUAGUUAAUGAUGAUGUUGGGUAACCGGACUGAAAGCUGGAUUUAUUCAGACUAGUUGCCAAUUGUUUGAGUAUUUAUGCAUCUGCUUUCAUUCUGGAAUUGAAACCUGGAAAAAGAUGAAAACCUGGGUUCAAUUGCUGGGGUUUAUAUUCUAUUAUGCUGAACUCUGCAGUGAAUAUUUGAGGCAUGGAGCAGAGUCCAUUUUAGUUAAUUUGAUUGCAAAAUUG
This is a messenger RNA of Durio zibethinus, 1994 nucleotides long. RefSeq names its product cytochrome P450 81Q32-like. Gene Ontology annotation, molecular function: oxidoreductase activity, acting on paired donors, with incorporation or reduction of molecular oxygen; iron ion binding; heme binding. The record is from RefSeq and is a predicted model, not a curated record. NCBI's taxonomy places the organism in Eukaryota, Viridiplantae, Streptophyta, Magnoliopsida, Malvales, Malvaceae.